Molecule: messenger RNA, 987 nt
Organism: Perkinsus marinus ATCC 50983
Lineage: Eukaryota; Perkinsozoa; Perkinsida; Perkinsidae
Exons: 2
Coding region: 1-987 (328 amino acids)
Source: RefSeq, a predicted model, not a curated record
AUGUCAGCUCGUGGUGAGCCUUCGACCCGGCAGGUCUACCUGUGCCCCGACGAGUUCGCCACUGUCAAGCAGACCUACCCUAAUUCGACCAGUCCUGUCAGCAUACAGCAGAGUGAAGUCACUAUUACGUAUAAUAGCAUGAGCUUAUGCAUGAGCAAAGCUUUCAAUUUUAUGAAGAAUACUGGUCUUAUCCGAAGAGAUACUUCAACUCUCACGUACCUCCUCUUGGCACUCAACGAGACAUGGUUCGUUACUGGUCCCGACUCCAAGGCUGAUCGUUUGCCGCUGUACACCGCUGGAAAUCAUAUUCAGCGCUGCUCUAAAGCUACAGGACUGGGUAUAAGGCCCAUUUCUGGGGUAUACUGCGCUUCUACGUAUUCUCUCAAUGCCACCAAUGCUGAUGAGUCCAGACUGGGUGCACUAGGGCAAGGCCUCUUCGUCACGGACUAUGCCCCUGUGACAGAGUACCACCCAUCGAUCUUCGUGGGCGCUUUCAACUUCAUAGUGGGCACUUUCUGGGGGUCGCUAAAUCUGACCUCAUACGAUACGCCCGGCUGGCUCGAAACACUGCCUAGGAAUAACCCGUUGACCUACACCAUUGACACCAACGGUAACAUCUCCGCGGUCCUUCGUUACGACCUAAUAUCAGUAUUCAUCAAGACCAGCUUAUUAGACAGAGUCGGUGAUGCUCAGACAAUUGCGGUAUCGUACCAGAAUCAGUACACUCUGCAGCUCAGUGGGAGCCGACUUACAUGCCCAACCAUGUAUGGUGAGGUUAGUGAUAUCAUGUUGCCCGAUGCGGUAAACGGGCCAAACCCCGGCAUCUUACCUGCGAUAGCAAGCAACGCGUGGAAGGAUGCUCAAGGCCUCGUCCUUGGGUGCAUCGCAGCGCUGAUUAUGGUGGGAUUUGCCAUUUGGUCAAUUCGUGUCGAGAAACGUCGUAAAAAGGCUCUCAAGAGGCGAACGGCUUUGAUUAUAUCCUCUUAA